Molecule: messenger RNA, 693 nt
Organism: Cryptosporidium ubiquitum
Lineage: Eukaryota; Apicomplexa; Conoidasida; Eucoccidiorida; Cryptosporidiidae
Exons: 1
Coding region: 1-693 (230 amino acids)
Source: RefSeq, a predicted model, not a curated record
AUGAAUAAUUUGAGAUUACUGGCAACUAGAUUUUUAAUUCUAGUAUUAAUCAGUUUAAAUAUUAUUGGUUAUGUGUUAUCACAAAAUGUUGAGACUGAGGAUAAAUUGAGUAGAUCUAGUCACUUAGCUGAUCGAAUCUACUACAAUAGGUAUCAUUCAAAUAAUGCCAAAUAUUUAGUUUGGUUAUUAGUUUUGGUACCAGUAUUUAUAUGUAUUCCGUGCUUAAUUUGGGUCUGGUGUAGUGACCACUGCCUGCAAAUUCUUAAAUAUAGGAGUAACAUGAAAGUUCUCAAGGAGAAAAAGCUUAUGAAUGAAAUCAUUCUGACCAAUUUGAGUGACAGUAUAUUCAAUAAAGAGUUACCAGGUGGUAAUUCAUCUCUUCCUCAUCCACCACCACCAUUACCACAUCAAAUUCCAAUACCUCAACCACAACCAAAUUUUCCUCCUCAAAUGGGAGUAAUUACAUCUCCUCCCCCUGUUCCAGUUCCCCCUACUCCUACUCCUUUCCCUCAACUAACACCUCAACCAGUAUUGUUGGAAGGGUCUCAAUAUAGUUCUGUAAUUCCUACUCAUGUACAGUUAUCUCCUUCAUAUAUCCCGAAUUUAAAUAUUUCUGGGCCAGUAAACUUGGGAUUAUCUCACCAUACACAACAAGAACAUGUUCAUCAUCAUUGUGGUUCUGGUGCCUAUUAG